Molecule: messenger RNA, 5078 nt
Organism: Liolophura sinensis
Lineage: Eukaryota; Metazoa; Mollusca; Polyplacophora; Chitonida; Chitonidae
Product: ribosomal protein S6 kinase beta-1-like
Exons: 16
Coding region: 49-1548 (499 amino acids)
Biological process (GO): protein phosphorylation; signal transduction
Molecular function (GO): ATP binding; protein serine/threonine kinase activity
Source: RefSeq, a predicted model, not a curated record
UAACGGAGGCGAUCUUCUGUGCACUUUUCCCGGUCUCUGGGAAGCACAAUGGCUGGGGUGUUUGAUUUAGAGCUUCACGAUGCCCCAGAUCAAGAAGAGGACAUCUCAGACGAUGAGUAUUUGGUGGCCGAUGACCAGAUUGAGGAGAGGUUCCUUGCCUCAAGUCGACAUGCCAUCCUUGAUGUGGAGGGGAUGGAAACCCUGGAGUUGACAGAGAGUACGGUUAACCCAGGACCCCAGAGGGCUGGCCCUCAGGACUUCCAGCUGCUCAAAGUGCUCGGCAAGGGAGGCUAUGGAAAAGUUUUUCAGGUCCGAAAGGUAUCUGGAAAUGACACAGGCAAGAUUUUUGCCAUGAAAGUCUUAAAAAAGGCAACAAUAGCUAGAAAUGCCAAGGACACUGCCCACACAAAAGCAGAAAGAAAUAUUUUAGAAGCUGUGAAGCACCCAUUUAUAGUGGAUUUAAUGUAUGCAUUUCAAACCGGGGGAAAACUUUAUCUGAUUUUGGAAUAUUUACCUGGUGGGGAAUUGUUCAUGCAACUGGAAAGAGAGGGCAUCUUUAUGGAAGACACAGCAUGUUUUUAUUUAGCAGAAAUCACAUUAGCUAUAGAGCAUCUCCAUUCACAAGGAAUCAUCUACAGAGAUCUUAAACCAGAAAAUAUAUUACUCGACCAUCAAGGUCAUGUAAAGCUGACGGACUUUGGUUUGUGUAAAGAGUCUAUAAAUGAAGGGGCGGUAACUCAUACUUUUUGUGGAACAAUAGAAUACAUGGCACCUGAGAUUUUGACACGAGGUGGUCAUGGGAAGGCUGUUGACUGGUGGAGCCUCGGAGCCUUAAUGUAUGACAUGUUGACAGGCGCGCCGCCCUUUACUGCUGAAAACAGGAAGAAGACAAUAGAUAAGAUACUCAAAGCCAAGCUGUGUUUACCUCCUUACUUGACAAACGAGGCCAGAGGGUUGAUAAAAAGGCUAUUAAAGAAGAACCAAACUGAAAGGCUAGGAGGGGGGCCAGACGAUGGUAAACCCAUCAAGGGCCAUGCAUUUUUUCGUCACAUAGACUGGAGUGACUUAAUCACCAGGAAGGUGGAGCCUCCCUUCAGACCUUCUGUGUCAGGAGAUGAAGAUGUGAGUCAGUUUGACACAAAGUUCACCAAGCAGACACCAGUCGACUCCCCGGAUGACACGGUGCUAAGUGAAAGUGCUAACCAGGUGUUUGUGGGAUUCACGUACGUGGCACCCUCUGUCUGGGAGGAGCUAAAUAAGCCAUGGAUCGCAGAGAAAGAGCCGCGGUCACCAAGAAAAGUCACGGCAAGUUUCAGGGGACCAUUGAGCCUUCCCAAAUGCCCACCCAUUGAAGAACUUGCCCUUCCGGAAGAAAUGCAAGUAGCCAACGGUUUCCAUGCCAACGGUGAAGAAGCCAUGGACAUUUCGUCAGUUUCAAGUCUGCCACGUCGGUCGAGAUCUCCAGCAAUAGCCACAAACAACGCAACGCCCAAACGGUCCCCGUUUCCCGGGUCACAAAAUCGGCCCCCACAUCUACGUAUGACUUAAUGUAGACAAUUUUAGGACUUGUGAAAAUCUCUAUUUUAAUAUUGUAACAUAAAAGGAAAACAAAUGAAAAAAGCUGCAGACUGAUAUGUACAGGUUAUUUAUUUCAUGUGUGCUGUAUAGAAGACAUUUUUAUUAUGCUGACUUUGACGGAUUGGCAAGAAAAGACGUGGUCUGACCAUGUUCCUAAGUUAUCUGUUACUAUGAGUAAUCAUAAGAGCUAAGGUCUUGUUUAAUUGGUGCGAUUUGUGAAAACAUCUUGUAGGAUGCAGCUUAUCACAUACAUUAAGAGGAGCUCUGAUUCGUGUGAUUUCUUGCAGUCAGUGCCCUUGGGUUGGGACUUUUGUGGUAUGCUCCUAAAUUUGUCUUGCAAAACCACAUUAUAGUUACUUGGCUUCAGCAAGGAGUUCUUUAAACUCUGGAAAACAGAUUUUCUAUGGUAACAUGAAUGUUAAAAAAGAUAAGGAUGUUGGAGCAAUUUACAUGUUUUUGUUUGUUUUUGGGGUUUUUUUUCCAGUCUGAGGUGAUAAGGGUUACAUGCUGCCAGCUGUGUUUUAAGCCUAUAAUAUUAUAUGAAAAUUUAAGACAUUGAAGAUUUAUGCAUAUGAGAAGUGAUACAAAUGUUAAUAUCUGUAUGAUUGUGUGUGUACAGUAUGGAAGUGUUUCAGCCACCAUUCUGAAGUGUUCCAGAUCACACUGUAUUUUUGCAUAUUUAUGGAACCAAGGGCUAUACCUAGACUACCAAGUCAGCUUUCACAAAGUGUUGCAUGGCAAUUCAAAUUUCUCAUUGCAUGGUUUUGCCUGGGUUACAUCUACACAAGUUGAUAUGGAUUACGAGAAAAGUUACAAAAAAACAUUCACAGUUAUCAACUUAUCAGUUGUCACCUCUCGUUAUUAUGGAUAUUCAAAUUGUCAUAUCAAAAAAGGCUCAGAUUUUUCCAUAGAACAGAGUUUAAUUUAAGUGAUUAUUUUCUUCAGUUUGCAGCUCAGGUAUUAUUUCACAAAACAAUGUAUAUAUAUGAAAGGCCAUACAUGUAUACCAGUGUAACAAUAAAAAGUGUGACAAAUCAGCCGGCCAACAUUAAACUGGUUAUCCUCAUUGUUGGUACGUUAUUCCCUGUAUUUAGGGUGUGGAGGGUUAAAGCUGGCUUAACUUAGAUCAGAGGCAUCGUAACAUUGUGGGUUUGACAAGUAAUUGCUGUACUCAAAUUGUAUUAACCCUUAACCUGAGAGAAACCUAAACUUUGAUGCGCACAAAUAUAUGAAUGUGCUUAUAAGUAUAAAAUAUGCACCAUGCCGCUGGUUAUCUAUUCUAUUCUAUUUAAAGUAUCACUUUUAUAAUCUGUAUAUGGUAACUGCUUGUCAUUGUACACCUCUUGGGGUAUUUAUUUAGAGGUAUAUUCAGUAGAGAGGCCUGAGGUGUAUUACUCUGCUUGAGAUCUGGUCUUGUUUUAUGUCAGUCAUUGUCUUUUCCUUUUUUAUUGAGCUGCCUGAUAUGAUUCGCUGUGCUUUCUUAGGCCUGUAGAGUAUACAUGUAGAUAGAUAAACAGAGUUCCGCUAGGAAUAUUCGUAUGUUUAAAAGGCUUUUGUCGGUUGGCUAGCUGCUUUCAUCAUCAGCAAAUCAAAAACGCUGUAAAAAAAAAAUAUUGACCAUUAGAAAUCUCUGUAACAGAUUGCCUGUAAAGCAAUCCAAACUUAACCAAUCACCAGCUUUCUCUCUGGUAUUGUGAAUGAGUGAAACAGUGUUUAAAGUGAUACAUGUAAAGUACAACAUAUGUGUCUUUCAGGAAGUAUAAAGCUGGUUUUUCAUUGGCUGAGACACACUGACUUUUCCUGACAACUUGGUGCUUUGUAGAAUUACAUGUUCAAGUUCAUGUAUGAUUAUGAGAAUUUGACAGUGAGACCCAUCCCAGUAUAAAGGGUACUGUGAAAUAAAUGGAUAAAUAAACGAAAAACUUGUGAUAUUGAUAGCAAAGUGAAGCAUCAAGAUGUAAAACUGUACUAGUGAUGAUCGUGUUUGGUAGUGGGAUACCAUCUGACUUGUUCUGGUACAGCACUCAAAGGUACCCGCAUCAAUGCUCUCCCCAUUAUUAAACACUGUAGAGCUUAAGCCUUGUCUGGUUAUGAAUCAGAAAUAAGACUUUUAACUGAUCUCGUUAACACCUUCACAAUUGAGUAUUUCACCUAAAGUUUGUUUUUUUUAAAGUGCAUUUUUGGAAGCACAUAAGGACCUUAAAAUGAUACUUAUGAAAUUAGUAAAACUACACAAGAAACUCUUUAUUAAAGUGGCUGAGUCAAGCAAAAUGUGCGCCUUGAAAGAAGCUAAACUUCAGGUGAAAUACUGUAAUGUAAGCUCGGAGUACAAUGUAGCCCUUUGUUCUUCUGUAUAAUUUGUUUAUUUAAUGGUUUUAUCUUUGUAUAGAUCAUAUUGUUUAUUAUCAAUGGUAGAUUUUCGGUCAUUUCGGUGGUUAAGUUUUACUGUAGGUGCAGUGCGAGGGACUGAAUGUUAUUCCUGAGUGAAUUCCUGGCAGGUUUUUGGUUUGCAUUAAAUCCAGAGCACAGGAGGACAUUUGUUGUUGAACACAAGAUUUUGCGAUUCCAGCAUCAGAUGAACCAGAAUAUUGUCUACACACCGACGGGCAUCAUUUCUUGUCAGCUUUUGGAGAUCCUAAAUAUGUUAAAGGUCAUUUGCACAAUAAACCUGCAGUCUUGUAUAUAAUCGUGUGACAUUUGCAUCGAUGCUGAUUGAUGGAUGAAAGUAAGUAAGACAUUAGUCAGAGUAAGACAUUCUGCUUGUGGUUUUGGACAACAAAUAUUGUCUUUGUGCACUGGACUUCAGGAAGGGAAAGAAGCAAAUUGCACUGCACAGCCUAUAUGUAUAUAAAUACCCAGAAUAUAGAGUCCUUGAUAAUUAGAGAUAUAUGCAGUUGCUCCCAGUGGGAGUGAACAGCUUCAAAUUAACCAGUUAUCAAAGACUUAGAGGAAAACUUCAGUUUUAUGGUUCUUUUUUUUUUUUAAUUUAUUUAGUUUUCUAUUAUUUGUUUCUUCAGAUAUAUUAUGUAAUGAAAAUUCUUAACACUAUGUUUAUUUAUUAUUAAUGGUUCAUUAUAAAUGUCUAUGUUCUUAACUAGUUUAUUUUGUGUUGAAAAAGGAAGAUGCAUGUACUCAUGUUCAGCUAUUAACGGUAAAAAGAUACUUAACCUUGGCCUUCUUUGUUUAAUGGGUUGCACUAUUUCCAUGGCAACGGCUGCUUUUCUUAUAGAAAUGGGUAUGGGCUGGACCAUAAUCCACUGAAAUCUCAGGGAGGAUCAUCGGUAAAGACAAAUCCACGGUGAACAGUGUUAGAGGCUUUAUAAAGGUUUUGGAGCUGGUUAUGAAUUCUGAGAAUUUGAGAAGUAUUUUGGAUGAGUUUUGUGGUUUGCAAUGCAAAUUACCAUGUAAAGGCAGAACAUGUUAUGAAAGUUAACUCUGUUGAACAGCGUAAGAGAAGUCUGUUCUGACGAGGAGUGAUAUGUUCACAAUUAAAGAUUGUA